ACAAGUACCAAUACCAUCACCCUCAUAAACUCACACAUAUAAUAACCUUCCAUCCAUUUUUCUUCUAAAAACAAGUUUUUGUUUUUUUAUCAUUUACAUCACAAUUAUAGGGUCAUCCCCAUUCUAACCAUAGUCACAACACUUUAAUUCAUUUUUAUGUUUUCUCAACACACAUGUCUUAGUUUCAUUGCUAUUUGCAAUAACUAAAAAACUUGUACAUAUUCAAGAAGAGACAGAGCAUUUAAAUCUCUCUCUUUCUCUUUCUCUUUCUCUUUCUCUUUCUCUCUCCCUCUCUCUCUCACCUAGUAGUAUACAUACACUACACAUAGACAUGGUUCUUCUUCAACCUACACCUUAAAAUCAACAAAUUCCUUUGUUUGUCUCUCUAUGUUUGUUAGAAUCAAACAUAGACAUAGUGAUAUCUAUUUCAUUGUCUUGCAUUUUGUUCUGUUUUGAAUGAAACAGAGUACUCUGUUUCAUCUCCUUUGUGAUGAGGUAUAUUAGGACAAACAGCUUCAAGAGACUCUUCUCAUUCAAAAAACAUUCUUUAGAGAAAGAAAAUGAUAACACCUUGAAGAUUCUUCCAUAUGAAGAACAACAUUUUCAAAAACCCACUUGGAAAUGUUUCUCUUAUGAAGAAUUAUUUGAUGCCACCAAUGGCUUCAACUCAGAAAACAUUGUUGGAAAAGGAGGGUAUGCAGAAGUAUACAAAGGAACAUUGAAAAAUGGAGAAGAAAUAGCUGUGAAGAGAUUAACAAGAACUUCAAGAGAUGAGCGAAAAGAGAAAGAGUUUUUGACAGAGAUUGGAACAAUAGGACAUGUUCGUCAUUCAAAUGUAUUGUCUCUACUAGGUUGUUGUAUUGACAAUGGACUUUACUUUGUUUUUGAGUUAUCCACAACAGGUUCUGUUUCAUCUAUUCUUCAUGAUGAAAAGAUGGAUCCUUUAGAUUGGAAAACAAGGUGUAAGAUAGUUCUUGGGACGGCGCGUGGACUUCACUACUUGCAUAAAGGUUGCAAGAGGAGAAUAAUUCAUAGAGAUAUCAAAGCAUCAAAUAUUUUGUUGACCAAAGAUUUUGAACCACAGAUAUCUGAUUUUGGAUUAGCAAAAUGGCUUCCAUCUCAAUGGACUCAUCACUCAAUUGCUCCAAUAGAAGGAACAUUUGGACAUUUGGCACCAGAAUACUAUUUGCAUGGAGUUGUGGAUGAGAAAACAGAUGUGUUUGCAUUUGGUGUUUUCUUGCUUGAAGUCAUUUCUGGUAGGAAACCUGUUGAUGGGUCUCAUCAAAGUUUACAUAGUUGGGCUAAACCAAUUUUGAACAAGGAUGGCAUAGAAGAGUUGGUAGAUGCAAGGCUUGAAGGGACUUAUGAUGUGAACCAGUUAAAGAGAUUUGCCUUUGCUGCAUCUCUUUGUAUUAGGGCAUCUUCCACUUGGCGACCUAACAUGACUGAGGUAUUGGAAAUAAUAGAGGAGGGAGAGAUAGAGAUAGAUAAAGAGAAAUGGAAAAUGCCAGAGGAAGAAGAAGAACAAGAAGAUGAGUUUUGGGGGUUUGAGGAUUUGGAAUAUGAAUAUGAUACUUCAUUUUCAAUGUCUUUAAUUGAUUCAAUUGAAAGUAAUUAAUUUAUUUAUUUAAUUAGGUGCAUUUAGUUUUCAAGUUGCAUGUGUUUUUAUGUAUAUAUACUACUACAAGUCUUAAUUUUACACAUGAAAUAAAAUAAAAUUAAGGGGUUAAUUAUGUUUAUUAGUGUGUUAAGUUAAGUAACUACUCCUAUCUAAUCAAUUUAUAUGAUAUAGUAGUUUUGUUUUUGUAUUUUUGUGUAUGUAUACAUGUGUGGAUGUGGAUGUGAAGUUAUUAUGAUAUGAUUGAACUUUUGUGAUUCAUAUUUUAUGUCGGCAUAGGAAAUUGGGUACAAAAAAUGUGCACUCAUUUGCUCUGCUAAUUACUCAUGGAUGUUAAGUCUUUAUGUAAAACAAGAAGAGAAAGUUGGGUACAAAAAUGGUCAACUCAAUUAUGCAUAUUUGACAAAUAAUA
Messenger RNA from Vicia villosa (hairy vetch), 2030 nucleotides. Its product is annotated as probable receptor-like serine/threonine-protein kinase At5g57670. The record is from RefSeq and is a predicted model, not a curated record. Bases 491 to 1618 code for a protein of 375 amino acids. The transcript has 7 exons. Lineage: Eukaryota; Viridiplantae; Streptophyta; Magnoliopsida; Fabales; Fabaceae. Gene Ontology annotation, molecular function: ATP binding; protein kinase activity. Gene Ontology annotation, biological process: protein phosphorylation.